Molecule: messenger RNA, 2589 nt
Organism: Mugil cephalus (flathead mullet)
Lineage: Eukaryota; Metazoa; Chordata; Actinopteri; Mugiliformes; Mugilidae
Gene: wfikkn2a
Product: info WAP, follistatin/kazal, immunoglobulin, kunitz and netrin domain containing 2a
Exons: 3
Coding region: 354-2078 (574 amino acids)
Cellular component (GO): extracellular region
Molecular function (GO): protein binding; serine-type endopeptidase inhibitor activity
Source: RefSeq, a predicted model, not a curated record
UUUCUCUCUGCCCCCUUACUCUCUCUCUCUUUCUUUAAUUAAGUUGAUCAUAACUGUAACUCAGCUGGGAUUUGCUGUCCGUGCAGAUCGGGUCACUGUAAUUCACGUAGAGCUCCACUUUAAGGGGCACACGGCCACGGCUUUUUUUAAUCUCUUGCUGCUGGAGAGCGACUAACCUGGAGGACUCUCUCCAGACCGGGACCGCUGCUGCUGCUGCUGCUGCUUCAAACUGCUUCUGCAUCUGAUUCUAAGAACAAAAAGUUUCCACUUAGACAACUCAAAGAUACAACUAAAAUAAAUAAAUUGGAUUUACAGAACUUCAGCGCUCUCGCUCUUUUACGCGCCGGACGGACAUGUGGUGGAUGCUGUUUCCCCGAUGGAUCUGGUUCCUCCUGGGGCAGUGCUACUCCGCGCUCCUCUACAUGGACAGCUGCCGCGUGAGAGCGAUGCCCAUGUCCGUGGCGAAGGUGGUGUAUUCCCACGCGGGGCUGUGCCCGAACGACCUGAACCCCAACCUGUGGGUGGACGCCAUGAGCACCUGCAUGCGCGAGUGCGAAUCUGACCAGGACUGCGAGACGUUCGAGAAGUGCUGUCCCAACGUGUGCGGCAACAAGAGCUGCGUGGCGGCGCGCUACAUCGACAUCAAGGGCAACAAGGGCCCCGUGAGCAUGCCGAAGGGAGCCACCUGCGACGAGUUCAUGUGCUCGCAGCAAGGCUCCGAGUGCGACAUCUGGGAUGGCCAGCCCGUCUGCAAGUGCCGGGACCGGUGCGAGAGGGAGCCCCACUUCACGUGCGCGUCCGACGGCAUGACGUACUACAACAAGUGCUACAUGGACGCCGAGGCCUGCUCCAAGGGUAUCUCUAUCUCUGAGGUCACCUGCAGGUACCAUCUAACAUGGCCCAACACCAGUCCACUCCCUGAAGAGACGACCUUACACCCCACCACUGCCCUCCAGACCACCCUCCCGACGGACAUCCAGCUGCCCGUCAUACACACCGGACCCACCCAACAGGCCGUCUUUGUGGGAGAGACGGCCAGCUUCCUGUGCGAGGUCUCCGGGAAGCCACACCCGGAAGUCACCUGGGAGAAACAACUGAAAGGCAAAGAGAACACCAUCAUGAGGCCCAACCACGUCCGGGGAAACGUCGUGGUCACCAACAUCGGCCAGCUGGUUAUAUACAACGCGCAGCUCCAGGACGCCGGAAUCUACACGUGCACGGCUAGAAAUGUCGGGGGAAGCGUGUCGUCGCACUUUCCUCUGGUCGUGAUCGCGAAGGAGAAAAGCGCAGAAGGGAACAACGUCACCAAACUUCCUUUCCCCGCCGCAGAGUGCCUCAAGGGUCCGGACACGGACGACUGCGGGGACGAGAGCAUCAGCUGGUACUACGAGCCCAAACGGAACAACUGCUUCACCUUUACUUACAGCCAGUGCAACAAAAACCGGAACCAUUUCGACACCUACGACGCCUGCAUGCUGUCGUGCGGCGGAGACCUGGCGGCGCCCUGCAGCCUGCCCAGCCUCCAGGGGCCCUGCAAGGCGUACGAGCCCCGCUGGGCGUACAGCAGCGCCCUCAAAAAGUGCCAGUCGUUCGUGUACGGCGGCUGCGGAGGCAACGAGAACAACUUCGAGUCCAGGGAGGCCUGCGAGGAGAUGUGCCCUUUCCCCAAGAACCACAACUGCAAGAUGUGCAAACCCCGAGGCAAGAUGGUGGCCAGCUUCUGCAAGAGCGACUUCGUGAUCCUGGGGCGAGUGACCGAGCUCACGGAGGAGCAGGAGUCGGGCCACGCCCUGGUGACCGUGGAGGAGAUCUUGAAGGACGAGAAGAUGGGCCUGAGGUUCUUCGGCAAGGAGCCGCUGGAGGUGACGCUCCUGAACGUGGACUGGAACUGCCCCUGCCCCAACAUCACCGCCGCCAGCGGGCAGCUCAUCAUCAUGGGGGACGUCCACAACGGGAUGGCCGUCCUGCAGCCGGACAGCUUCGUGGGCUCGUCCAGCCCUCGCAGGGUCCGGAAGCUGCGCGAGGUCGUCCACAAGAAGACCUGCGACCUCCUCAAAGAUUUCUCCGCGGUCCAGUAGGAAUCCCCGCUUUUCAGAUAAAGCUCCAGUGACCUCAACCGUCAGACUGAAAACCCUCUGAAAUCAUUUGGACUCCCGCCGUUAGUUGAUUUUCUCUUUGUUUUUUAGUCGCUAGAUUCAAGCUCGGACAAGUUUGACGUCCACAAGCUGUUCGGGAAAAGUUGCGAAACUUUCACCCUGUACAAAGUAUUUAAUUAUCUUCCCAAAUAUCCUUUAUUUAGCACUAGUUUAUUAGAUCUUCUUUAUGUUGUUCGUCCAGUACAACAGUGUGAAGCCUCAGUUUAUCUACCAGAAUCUAAUAAGCUCUUUUUUAUUUUAUUACUAUUUUAUUUUUUUUGUGGAAUCCAUUUUGUUAUGUUUAAUUUCUUUAAACUACAGAACAUGUAUGUGAACGUGCGUGCUUCAUAUUUAUUUUUCUGUUUCAUAUAGCCAUUGGUUUUUGUUUAAGUAGUUUAUUAUUAUUAGCGUUCAUUAAAACUUUUACGACGAAUAAAGAUGAUUUGGAAAAUGA